GAAUAAAAUCGAAAUCCUAUGGACUAAACAAAGCCGCGCGCACCAGAAGAUAGAACAGUGUCGUCUCUGCUGCCCUAGCGAUUCGGGUACCUCGCGAGUUCUCGCUACUUCGAUUAUCACCAUUUUUCUUGAAUUUGUUCAUGGUAUUAAUGAUUAUAAAGGGGUUGUUUAGAAGGUAUGAGAGAUGGAAUCCUGUGCAUCCUACAUCGGGAGCUUUUUGGGGCAUGGGAAUAGGUGUUGGGUGUGGAAUUGGAUGGGGUCCGGGGUUUGGCCCUGAUGUCAUUGGAUAUGUUGGUGCCGGUUGUGGAGUCGGAUUUAGUGUCGGAAUCACUCUUGCCGGAGUCGGAAUCGGUCUUCCGGCUAAUCGCCUCCUCAAAGUUCCUUUUAGUGCUUUUAUGGCGACAAGAAGCGGUGCAAUGGACUUUGCUCGAUCUAAUGGUCUUCUUGGGACAAGCAGUGUUAACGAUGAUACAUCGGGCAUGGAAAGGUGGGUGUCUACCUUCAACCAUGAACAAUCGGUAGACAAAAGGGUAAAAUUUUUGGGUAUGAAUAGAUUUAUGUCUUCUCAAGCUAAGUUAGUUUUAGGUUAUUUUGAUGAACUCAAAACUCGCAUUAUUGACAAUAAGAAAAAUGCAUAG
This is a messenger RNA of Lactuca virosa, 638 nucleotides long. The record is from the annotation of a GenBank genome assembly. NCBI's taxonomy places the organism in Eukaryota, Viridiplantae, Streptophyta, Magnoliopsida, Asterales, Asteraceae.